Messenger RNA from Torulaspora globosa, 735 nucleotides. It is a transcript of the gene NNR1, whose product is annotated as NADHX epimerase. NCBI's taxonomy places the organism in Eukaryota, Fungi, Ascomycota, Saccharomycetes, Saccharomycetales, Saccharomycetaceae. The coding region runs from base 1 to 735 and encodes 244 amino acids. The transcript has a single exon. The record is from RefSeq and is a predicted model, not a curated record. Gene Ontology annotation, molecular function: NAD(P)HX epimerase activity. Gene Ontology annotation, cellular component: mitochondrion.
AUGUCGUUGCUCAAAGUUGUAUCAUCGAAGCUGGCAGCGGAGAUUGACCAAGAAUUGAUGGGUCCGCAGGUUGGAUUCACCCUGCAACAGCUGAUGGAAUUGGCAGGCCUCAGUGUCGCACAAGCAGUGUCCCGCGAGUUCCCCCUUGAUAAAGCCGGCGUCGACAAGCACAUAUUCGUCAUCGCCGGGCCCGGGAACAACGGCGGCGAUGGCCUUGUCUGUGCCAGGCACUUGAAGCUGUUCGGUUACAACCCCAUCGUGUACUACCCGAAGAGAAGCGAGAGGAACGAGUUUUACAAGCAGCUGGUUAACCAGCUGCGCUUCUUCAAAGUGCCCGUGCUGUCGCAGGACGCCGCCGGCGCAGACUGGCUCGAGUACCUGCAACCAGAAAAGACUCUCUGCAUAGUCGAUGCCAUCUUCGGCUUCAGUUUCAAACAGCCUCUGAGAGAGCCCUUCAAGGGCAUUCUGCAGCAGUUGCACGAGCUGGAAAACAAGGUACCCAUCGUCUCCGUCGACGUCCCCUCCGGCUGGGACGUCGACGAGGGCCCCACCACAGAAAACUGCAUCAACCCUUCCGUGCUUGUGUCUCUGACGGUACCCAAACCGUGCAGCAAUUUCCUCAAAGAGGGUAGCGCGCAUUACGUAGGCGGGAGGUUUGUCCCUAGAGAGUUUGCCAAUAAGUACGGUUUCGACCCCUUCAACUACCAGUCUACCGAUCAGAUACUCAAGUUGUAA